AUGGCCCAAGUCUACUCAUUAAAACAUGGAAUCUGUUCGUCUUCUUAAGAAUCUCACAUUCUCACAGUCCCUUAACAACAGAUUUCUGAAAAUUUUCAAGGGCGGGCGAAGCUUUUCACCACUUUCUCUCCCCUCCUCUUCUACUCAACUCCUUUCACGGCUUCACUCUCAGAUCAGUUUAAGUAAUUAAUGCUUUCGCUAAAGCUCCAAAAUAUAUCUACAUUAUGAGAAAAAGAGUUGAUCCACAAAGCAUGGUUGGGGAGGAGGUCCUACGACGAUGUACCUCAAGUGAAUCAGAUGAUAUGAAAAGUUUGGAUUCUAUUUCCAAUAUAAAAAAUAAUGCUGAAUUAUCUCAAACAACUACCAAUAUAAAAAAUUGCAUUGACGAUUUAGGACAGGCAAAGGAAGAAAUUCAGGGCACUCAAAAUAUGGCUAAAGGCAUCAACAAAGAUGUAACUUUGCAGCCACCAAUAAAUAGCUCUGAAGUGGUUGAAACAUUGUCAGUUGGUCACUUUUCAAAGGUGAAUGUUAUUCAAUCUAACAAUAAUGGUGGAAUUGGCUCCUUAGUUGGUGCGAAUGAAGAACUUGGAACUGACAAAAUCAAUGGUUCUAAAACAACUGAAGAUGAAUGCAAUAACAAAGAGUCCUCAGUUCGUGUAGUUUAUAGUUCUUUACCAAGCCACAGCAAAAGAAAGCUUGAGGAAUUCUUACAUCAGUGGUCUGAGUGGCACACUCAACAUUUAAUGUCGGCUGAGGAUCCAGCUUACUGUUUAGAGUCUGGUGAGGAAACUUACUUUCCUGCAUUACGUGUUGGUUCGGAGAAGUCUUUGGCAUUGUCAUUUACAAUGGAUGGCCAUGUCCAGAAAAGGCAACGGAAAGAGUCAUUAUCUGUGAAUAAUGAUUGCUCGCCAUUGUAUGAUAGAGGAUAUGCUGUUGGUUUGGCAUCUGAUGGGGGAAAUGUCGAAGGUAGCAUCGUAGAUAUGCGUGAUGCUCCUCGUUGCUUCAAUUGUGGUUCAUAUAAUCAUCCUCUCACCGAGUGUAAAAAGCCUCGUGAUAAUGCUGCUGUAAACAAUGCUCGCAAGCAAUUUUUAAGCAAAAAGAACCAGAAUGGUCGUCCCCGUGCCCAAACUCGGUAUUACCAGGAAUCUGCUGGUGGCAAGUAUGAGGGGCUUAAACCAGGUGCUCUUUCAACUGAAACAAGGAAGUUGCUGGGUUUAGGGGAGCUUGAUCCACCUCCAUGGCUUAAUAGGAUGCGUGAAAUUGGGUAUCCGCCAGGGUACAUAGAUGAAGAUGAAGAGGAACAGCCUUCAGGAAUUUCAAUCUUUGGUGAUGAAGAAACGCAGAAUCUUGAUGGGAAAAAUGACCUUCAAUUAGAUGUAGGAAAAUCCCAGCAGAAAUUCACUGUAGAUUUUCCUGGAAUUAAUGCCCUUAUACCGGAGAAUGCAGAUCAAAUGAAGUGGGCAGCGCCUGUAAUUCCAGCACCUGAGCAUGCUUGGAACCAAUCAAACAACAGAUGGAAUCAUGCUCGAGAUUCUCUGAAUAAUGGGGUUUUCCGUGGUGGGUAUGGGCCACGGAAUCACAUAGAGCCCCCAUAUUCUCACUUUGGUCUCGGGUUAAGUCCACCACUGCCUCAUAAUCCACAUCAUUAUUAUCCUAGAGAACCAUUCAGCCCGAGAGGUCUCUCAGUUCCUGGAGGCCCACGUUAUGGAAGUCCAGGCGAUGCACAGAGGCCUUUUCUGCAUUAUAACUACGGUAGUAUCUGACCUCAUUCUCAUAUGUCCUAAUUUAUGGUAGCUAGUUAGAUGGAAGAAGGAAUCAAGUGGUCUGCGAAAGUUAUUUAAUUCUUAGGUAGAUGUUGUACAAUAAUUAGCUUCUCAUUGUUGUCAAUUAUAGUUAAUCUUUGCUCACUGAGAACAACGGAGCAGAUCCAUCGAUUAUCAAAUGAAUAAUUAGCUUCUCAUUGUUGUCAAUGAUAAGUUGCGGUCUAUUGACAGUUAUACCCGAAGUAGGACAUGGAUGUAGUUAAACCUUUGUUGGUUCAUGUUAUGUCAUCAAAUAUUUUAACUUAUUUUACGGUACAA
Molecule: messenger RNA, 2081 nt
Organism: Chenopodium quinoa (quinoa)
Lineage: Eukaryota; Viridiplantae; Streptophyta; Magnoliopsida; Caryophyllales; Amaranthaceae
Exons: 9
Coding region: 225-1763 (512 amino acids)
Cellular component (GO): catalytic step 2 spliceosome
Molecular function (GO): RNA binding
Source: RefSeq, a predicted model, not a curated record